GUCAGCGCCCAUGUCAAAUGAAGCCGCCACAGAAAAUACGAAAUCUACCAACCUACAGGCCCCCAAAAAGCCUUGUCGAACUUGUACGGACUUCAAAACAUGGGCUAGAAUGCAGAGAAACAAAAGUGAUGGAGACUUAUUGAUUGAAAAUUCGAAAGAGGCCCCAAAGGAAAAGCCAGCAGCCCCAAAUAUACCACACGUUGAAGACAGACCACCGGCUGGAUGUCCCCUAGAUAGAGAAGAACUCGGGAGGAACACUUGGUCCUUUCUUCACACAAUGGCUGCAUAUUAUCCAGAUCAACCGUCAUCUAAUCAGCAGAAUGAAAUGAAGCAGUUCAUCUCGCUCUUCUCAAAAUUCUUCCCUUGUGAUGAGUGUGCACAAGAUUUUAGAGAAAGUAUAAAGACGUCUCCUCCUGUCACAAAAACCAGAUAUGAUCUCUCACAGUGGAUGUGUCAGGCUCAUAAUCGGGUCAAUAAAAGAAUAGGAAAGCCUAUAUUUGACUGCAGUCGUGUUGACGAGCGGUGGAGAGAUGGUUGGAAAGAUGGAAGCUGUGACUGAACUGCUGCUUUGUUACGAACUCAGGUCUUUGGAAAACGUUUUAGAAUAGAUGGUUAAAAGGUUUUGAAAGUUGAAAUGUGGAUCCAUUACUUAACUAUGCAAGUACGGUAAAACCUCGAUGUCCUGAUGAGAGAGGUCGGACUGUACGGAAAGGAGUAAGACAGCGUGGAAUUCAGUGCUUAUGGAAAGGGCGUCUAGGCAACAGGUGUUGGCUCAGCAAGGCCCCACUGUGUGUGCAUUGAACUAUGCAUAACGUAUUACUGACUUUGUAGUGUAUUGACCCCAGAAUGUGCUGUCUGUGAUUUUAUGUUUAGAGUUUAUCAAGGUUGAAGCCGAGGAAAGUGAGACUGAUAGUCUUUCAAAUAUCUGUGAUACAAACUGCUGUAAAUAGUGACAGUGCAUGUCGAUGAAAAUGUCUUGGUCUGAAGACCCUCGACCUUCCACUCUCUUCCUCCCUGAGAAUGGAAGGCUGGUACAUGGAAAAUCAGUUCCCCAGUUGACUGAGAAUCUUAUUUUACUCUUAAUGCGUAUUCAAGACAGGCCUUCCAAGUUACCAAGACACCUGCCCUGAAAAGUGCCUGGAAAAAUGUGACAAGAAUGUCAUUACCAGAUGAACACAACGUUAGUUUGCUGAAGACUCGCACAACACAGAUUUUCCAUCAUUACUGAAAAACAUCCUCCUUUGCGAGGACCGGUCAGCUCAUCAAGUAGGAAGGCCUGUCUGAUUUUCGGCAAGCUAUUGAAUUGAUUCUCCAGUUAACCUGCAUAUGAAUAUCAAACACCCGCCUGAUAUGAAGAACUUUAGAGACAACACAAGACAGAUUAAUUGUAUCAAAGCAAAAACCCAUUACUUCAAAGUAAUUUGAAGUUGAAGUAAGAAGUUUUUGUUCAAAGGGAUCCAUGAACUGGUUUUUCA
This is a messenger RNA of Lineus longissimus, 1475 nucleotides long. Its product is annotated as FAD-linked sulfhydryl oxidase ALR-like. Gene Ontology annotation, cellular component: mitochondrion. The transcript has 4 exons. Lineage: Eukaryota; Metazoa; Nemertea; Pilidiophora; Heteronemertea; Lineidae. Gene Ontology annotation, molecular function: flavin-dependent sulfhydryl oxidase activity; flavin adenine dinucleotide binding. The coding region runs from base 11 to 559 and encodes 182 amino acids. The record is from RefSeq and is a predicted model, not a curated record.